CUUUAGUUUUUCUGUUUUAAGGUUCAUUGGUUAUGGAGAUUCUAGAAAUGCUUGUUCCGUUGCUACUGGUUCCAUUAUGGUUUAGCCUUUUAGUCAAUGGGGUUCAGGCAUCUAACAAAGUACUAUCAGAAAUUCAGGCUACUAACAAAUCUAAUGCUUGGAGUCUUUACAGAACAGGUUAUCACUUUCAACCUCAGAAAAAUUGGAUGAAUGACCCAAAUGGCCCAAUGUACUAUAAUGGUACCUACCAUCUGUUCUACCAGUACAACCCCGAAGGUGCUGUAUGGGGAAACAUUGUGUGGGGGCAUUCUGUAUCAAAGGACAUGAUCAAUUGGCUCCCUCUUAAUCCCGCAAUCUAUCCUUCAGCUCCAUUCGAUAUCAAUGGUUGUUGGUCGGGUUCUGCAACUAUCCUCCAGGGAAAUAAACCUGUGAUAUUCUACACAGGCAUUGAUACAGAGAAUCGACAAGUGCAGAACAUUGCAGUACCAAAGAACUUAUCAGAUCCUUUCCUAGAAGAAUGGACGAAACCUGACUACAACCCCUUGAUAGAGCCAAUCAAUGGGAUUAAUGCUGCCUCAUUUCGAGACCCGACAACUGCUUGGUUGGGCAAAGAUGGGUACUGGAGAUUGGUAGUUGGAAAUGAGAGCGGUAACAAAACAGGAAUGGCAUUACUGUAUAAAAGUAAAGAUUUCGUUAAAUGGGUUAAGGUCCAAUAUCCACUACAUUCUGCUCAAACUGGUAUGUGGGAGUGUCCGGAUUUCUUUCCUGUAUCACUAACAGGAAAAGAAGGUUUAGACACAUCUGCAAGUGGAGACCGAAUCAAACAUGUUUUAAAAGUGAGUCUUGGUGAGAAGACCGCUGAUCACUAUACGGUUGGUCACUAUCUUUUGAGUAAGGAUCAGUAUAUACCUGACAAUACAUCUGUUGAUGAUUCGACGGGAUUAAGGUAUGACUAUGGAAACUUCUAUGCAUCUAAAUCAUUUUUUGAUGCAUCGAAAAAGAGGAGGAUCCUGUGGGGAUGGGUUCUCGAGUCCGAUACCAAAGAAGACGAUAUUGCUGAAGGAUGGGCUGGCAUUCAGUCAGUUCCGAGAACUUUAUGGCUUGAUAAAAACGAAAAACAACUUCUACAAUGGCCGGUUGAAGAACUCAAAAGUUUGAGAAGAGAAGAAGUUGCCAUGACAAAUAUAUCUCUCACCAAGGGAAUUCUUUCCGAAGUUAAAGGAAUAACAGCUUCACAGGCCGAUGUUGAAGUUACAUUCCAUUUGCCUAGUUUGGAGAAGGCAGAGUUGUUUGACCCUACUUGGGUUGACGCUGAAGCACUCUGUGGUAAGAAGGAUGCUACUGUUCAAGGUGGGGUUGGACCUUUCGGAUUGUUAGCAUUGGCUUCUAAAAAUUUGAUGGAAUACACAACAGUCGUCUUUAGAGUUUUUAAAGCUCAAGACAAGUAUACAGUACUUAUGUGCUCUGGCGGUGUAAGGUCUUCUCUAAAACCAGGAGUUACAAAACGGUCUUAUGGAGCUUUUGUAGAUGCAGAUUUGAGUGAUGGAAAGCUUUCUUUGAGGAGCUUGAUUGAUAAUUCAGUGGUCGAAAGUUUUGCUUCUGGAGGAAAAACAUGUAUAACGUCCAGGGUUUACCCAACUCUUGCACUGGGGAAAAAUGCUCACUUGUAUGCUUUCAACAACGGUACUGAAGCUGUUGAAAUUGCAGAGUUGAAAGCAUGGUCAAUAGGAAGACCAAAAAUGAAUGUUAAAGCACAAACACGAAGAAAACUGGAUCGUGAUUAACCUAAUUGGCAUCAGGAUUCAGAUGCAAAAUAAUCAUUUUUAAAUACAUUGAAUUAGUUCAGAAAUAGAAUAAGGUCAUCGUCAUGUUUAGUAUUCUCUCUGGCCCUCAUAUAAAUGAAUGUAUAAGGGAUCCAAGGUUAAGGAAGAUUUUAAUAUUAUAUUACAAUUAUCUUAUAUUGAAUAUUCCUAAUUCAUAAUUAAUAAAAUAAAAACUUUACUUAUCAA
Messenger RNA from Papaver somniferum (opium poppy), 2009 nucleotides. Its product is annotated as beta-fructofuranosidase, insoluble isoenzyme 1-like. Bases 33 to 1784 code for a protein of 583 amino acids. Gene Ontology annotation, biological process: carbohydrate metabolic process. Gene Ontology annotation, molecular function: hydrolase activity, hydrolyzing O-glycosyl compounds. Lineage: Eukaryota; Viridiplantae; Streptophyta; Magnoliopsida; Ranunculales; Papaveraceae. The transcript has 7 exons. The record is from RefSeq and is a predicted model, not a curated record.